Cryptococcus wingfieldii CBS 7118 is the source of this 1395-nucleotide messenger RNA. RefSeq names its product RNA-binding protein Musashi. The record is from RefSeq and is a predicted model, not a curated record. The transcript has 7 exons. Lineage: Eukaryota; Fungi; Basidiomycota; Tremellomycetes; Tremellales; Cryptococcaceae. The coding region runs from base 1 to 1395 and encodes 464 amino acids. Gene Ontology annotation, molecular function: RNA binding.
AUGGCCGACAACAUCAACGAUCUCUACGGCGACUUGGACCUCGAGGACCUCGACGCCUCUCAGCUCGAAGAACUGGUAGAGCCGCCAGAGCUCGACGUCGCCCCUUCAUCCACUCCCGCCCUUUCUCACACCUCCCAACCGGCCCCUGCGCAACCUCAAGCUCAGUCUUUCUCGCAACCCUCCGAACAGCCUGCUCAGCAACAUCAAUUCGGAUACAAUUCUUUCGAUCAGCAACAACAGUCGGACGGCGCCGGUGAUAGGAUCAAGCCAAGUGAUAUGCCUGAUGAGGGUAAGAUGUUCAUCGGUGGUCUGAACUGGGAGACAACAGAAGAUAGCUUGACGACGUAUAUGGGGCAGUUUGGUGAAAUUGACGCGUGUACCAUCAUGCGAGACCCUUCCGGGCGCUCCAGAGGCUUCGCGUUCUUGACCUACAAGAGCCCUACGAGCGUUACCAAGGUCAUGUCUCAGCCCCACGUCCUCGACGGCAAGCAGGCAGGUCGCCUUUUCACCCCACUGACUGGGCUGACGUCUCCUCAGAUUGACCCCAAGCGUGCCAUCCCCCGAGCCGAGCACGAGCGUACCGCCAAAGUCUUUGUCGGCGGUCUCGCUCCCUCCGUGACCGGAGAGUCCCUCAAAUCCUUCUUGUGUCAAUUCGGCCAAGUCAUGGAUGCCACCGUCAUGUUUGACAAGGAGACUGGAAGGUCGAAGGGUUUCGCGUUUGCUACAUUCCAAGAUGAGGACAGCGUGGGCAGGGCUAUGGCGGCGAGUGGAAUCGAGUUGGAAGGAAAGGCGAUCGAGAUCAAGAAGGCUCAACCAAGAGGUACCGCUCAAGGUUCAAGAUCCACCUACCAGCAGAACCGAUUCGGCGGCAAUCAGCCCAACGCCUUUGGCGGCGGUAUGGGUGGCGGCUUUAACGGUGGCGGUGGCUUCGAUCCCAACUCUAUGGCUAUGAUGUACCAGAACAUGAUGAAGCCUGCAGGUGGCAUGGGCAACAUGAUGGGCGGCUUUGACCCCAGUGCCAUGGCUAUGAUGUACCAGAACAUGAUGAAGUCCAUGGGAGGAGGCAACGCUCCGGCUAUCAACCCCAACAUGGCUAUGCGCUCGCCAAACGAUUCUGUCUCUUCUGGAGCUGCGCCAGGCAUGAACAACAUGAUGGGGAUGGGUAUGGGUGGCAUGGGAAUGGGCGGGAUGGGCAUGAACAUGGGCGGGAUGGGGAUGGGUAUGGGAAACAUGAUGGGCGGUGGAAUGAACAGAGGAGGGAUGGCCAGCCGACCUCCUAACGCUCCUCGUGGUCCUGCAGCCAUGCGAGGUCCUCAGCAGGGUGGCGUCACCCCUCAGGGCCCUGGAGCUCAGCGAUACUCUACCCAGGGCAACGCCAGGGCCAGACCUUACUAA